Messenger RNA from Gadus morhua (Atlantic cod), 2869 nucleotides. RefSeq names its product pleckstrin homology domain-containing family A member 1. Lineage: Eukaryota; Metazoa; Chordata; Actinopteri; Gadiformes; Gadidae. Bases 309 to 1535 code for a protein of 408 amino acids. The record is from RefSeq and is a predicted model, not a curated record. The transcript is spliced from 13 exons.
CCUUUGCGGUGAUAGGAAGUGAAAGCCUCUCCUCGCCCUGCUCUCCUCCGGGUCGGUCUGUAGUCGCGGUGGAAAUGGGCUGAAGCAACACUCGGCUCAUCCACGCCAGACCCUAACGCCACAUACAACUCCAGAAGAGCCCGACUAUUUGGCUGUCCCCUGGUGAUGCCCCCCGGUCCCCUAGCGGCUGUCCCCUGGUGAUGCCCCCCGGUCCCCUAGUGGCUGUCCCCUGGUGAUGCCCCCUGGUCCCCUAGUGGCUGUCCCCUGGUGAUGCCCCCCGGUGCGAGGGAGCUGGGAAGGCCGGCGCCAUGCCGUACGUGGAUCGGUCCAACCGCAUCUGUGGGUUCCUGGACGUCGAGGAGAACGAGGGCAGCGGCCGCUUCUUGCGGCGAUACUUCAUCCUGGACACACAGCAGGGCAGCCUGCUCUGGUACAUGGACAACCCGCAGAAUCUGCCCAUAGGAGCAGAGAAUGUGGGCUCGCUGAAACUCACCUAUAUCUCCAAGGUCAGCGAUGCCACCAAGUUGCGUCCGAAGGCGGAGUUCUGCUUCGUUAUUAAUGCAGGAAUGAGGAAGAUCUACCUGCAGGCCAAUGACCAGCAGGAUCUGGUGGAGUGGAUCAGUGUGCUGAACAAAGCAACCAAGAUCACUGUACCAAAGUCAGGCGAGAGCCACGCCCCCCAGCCCCAGAUCCAGAGCCACGGAGAAACCCCCCAGGACCUGCUGGGUGCCAUGAAGCAGGUGUCGUACAAGACGGAGAUCAUAGGAGGGGUCCCAAUCAUCACCGCCACACAGGAACAAGGGGAGGGGCAUAAUGGGGCGGAGCGAGGAGGGAGGAGGCGGGGCCAGAACCAGCUUCCCUUCUUUUUGUCCAGAGGGGCUCAGGACCAGGCCCUCAUCAAGGCGGGCUUCUGUGUAAAACAGGGAGCAGUGAUGAAGAACUGGAAGAGAAGGUACUUCAUGCUGGACGAGAAUGCCGUCAGCUACUUCAAAUCUGACCUGGACAGGGAGCCGUUGAAGGUGAUACCCCUGAAGGAGGUGCACAAAGUGCAGGAGUGCAAACAGAGUGAUUUGAUGAUGAGGGACAACCUGUUUGAGGUGGUUACCCAAUCACGGACCUUCUACGUACAGUCAGACAGUCCAGAGGACAUGCACAGCUGGAUCAAGGCUAUCUCAGGGGCUAUUGUGGCUCAGAGGGGCCCCGGGCGCUCGGCCGCUACCAUACGUCAGGCAAGGAGGCUGUCCAGCCCUUGUAUUGAGAGGUAUACCACGAUCUACAGUGGGGAAUGCCGCACGACCCCGGACCGGCCCAACCCCCUGAUGCGGAGCCACACCUCCCACAGUGCGCCGCCACCCCAGCGGACGCUGAGCCUGACGCUGGACACAUCCCCCACGGCGCCGGGCCACUUCCUGGGCCUGUUGCCGUGGCGGCUGAGCGGCGUGGGGGCGGGUGCGGCCACGGCGAUGGCCCUGAUGCGGGCCCCGGCGCACUCCCGCCUCUCGCUGCAGGAGACGCGGCGGCGCUCGGGCAAGUGAGCGAGGAGCGGGAGGGGUCGCCGUGGAAACGCCGCAGCAAGGAGCCCGAGUCCACGGCGGGCGCUGGCGAGCGGCUGAAGAACUACAACGCCGAGGAGUCCGACGUUAAGACAAGCCUGGUCUGACGUCGCCCUGACAACCACCACGGGGCCACACACACACACACACACACACACACACACACACACACACACACACACUGUGGGGCACCAUCAGAUAAGUUGUGAUUCUUCGACACACACGUUCAUGCCCAAAGCCAAAUUAAUCCUCCCCUCCUCCUCUGUCGUUGCUCUUAUUUAUGACGUGUGCUGCUGCACCCGUCAGCGCUUCAUCCGCGAAAAAGAAACAAGAAAAAUGUAUACUAAGAAAAGCAGAGGACUACAAAGCAUAUUUCUAUAGCCCAAACGCGGUGGUGCUGCCCUAACUGUGGUGACAAUGGACGUGUCAGAGUAUGAGUCAGUGACCUGGAGGUUGUCUCGGUCUGAUCCAUCCUGAGGAGGGCAGCAGUCUGAAGCAGCAGAUUAGAGGUCGUCUCAGCCUGAUCCACCCAGAGGAGGGCAGAAGCCUGGAGGUCUGAUCCACUCUGAGGUGGGCAGCAGUCUUCACAUCCUGUCGCUGUCUUUUCUAACGUUUCAGCCGAAAUUAAAGAAUGUAGGGCAUAUUUUUAUCGACAAUACACCUACCGUUGAGACGGUAAAAAAUAAAGAAAAGAUGGUUGUCUAGCAACAGCUAGGACAUAGCUUCUAGCAAUAAAGAAAACUGUACAGAUCUUCUUGAAUUGAGUGUAGCCAGUGUCACCUAUGUAGACGUUAAGGUAGGGAGGUUGGUUGAUUGCGCUAACGCCUCCAUUAUAGUGAGGUAGAUCCCUGUAGCCUGUAGACGCUGGGUCUGUUGGUUUAUACCACUCAGUCAGCGAGUAGUCCCUUGGUUAUGGUGGGGUGUGUUUUUAAUCUGUUGUACUUGUAUUCCGGAUUUGUGUUUUUACUCACAAUGUGAAAAAACAAAAGAACAUUUAGGAAAGAAUGUGAGUAUAUUUGUAAGUUACUGCCCUUUAUAGAAACGUGCAUGAGUAUGCACGGUAAAUUCACUCUAUUAUUUCUUUCUCGCUCUCCUGUCUUUUGACGUCGUUCUGUUCUCCCGUUAGCUCUCCGUUUAACACAAGCUGCGUAAAAAGUGCCUGUACUGUUAUUUACAAUUGGACAUUGGGAUCAUAAAAUAAAUUUAACAUUUUUAGCCGUUCCAUAUGUGUGCUCAAUGUUCUUAGAAAAAAAUGUCAAUCUUUUAUUUAUGUUUCAGGCUUGAAAAUAAAUAUAAAUAAAAACGACUUUUUACAA